UUUGGAUGUUUGUUGACACUUUGACAGUUGUGAAAUAAAUUUUUGGGAACAAGACGGCCUGUUUUUGUGUUCGCGAAGGGUUCCUUUUUUGAAAACGCGAAAAUAAUGGUGGGCGCAAUGCCUGUAAACUUGAUACCAAAAUUUUGCAACGGUUCCAUGGAAAGCCAUAAUGGCACAGAAGAAAAUGAGUUUAACGUUCAUAUUGGUAGUAGGGUGAAGUGUGGUGAUGAUUUUGGUACUGUGAAGUAUAUUGGCGAAGUGCAGGGCUACAAGGGGGUGUGGUACGGUGUAGAAUGGGAUGACCCUGCUAGGGGCAAGCAUGACGGGUCAGUGGAUGAUGUGCAGUACUUCAAGACUUCAAAGCCUGGUGCAGGAUCUUUCGUGCGUCCGAACAAGAUAUCUCCAUUCAAAACCUGUGCUGAAGCUAUUCGCAAAUAUUAUGGAGAUAGGGAGGAUGAAACUGUAGCGGCCCACCGCAGAACAGUGAUCAAUGAGUGGAAGAGAGAGAUGGGCGCUCCGUUCAUCGAAAUGGUUGGCUUUGAGAAGAUCCAUCAGAAACAAAAAUUCGACCGCCUCCAAGAAGUGUGCGUCCACGAUCAGAACGUCUCCAGGGCUGGUGACGUUUCCACCCUGAGCCCCAACGUGAGGAGUCUCGACGUGUCUCGCAAUCUUUUUAGCAACUGGCGCGAGGUGAUACAACUCUCAGCACAACUGCCAAACCUUUCUGAACUGGAUGUGAGCAAAAAUCGCAUGUCUAUCGACAUGCCCGAGGAAGCACUAUCACAGCUGUCCAUAAACUUUUCCAACCUGCAAAAACUCAACAUAUCUGUGUGCAAUUACGAAUGGUCAGAUGUAUGCACUCUAUCCCAUAUGUUCCCGAAACUGAACGAGCUGAUAGCGGCCCACAAUCGUAUCAGGAAGAUCACACCGCCGGCUGGAUUGAGAACGUUGACCAUUCUAAGACUGGACGGGAAUCCGAUUGAUACAUUCGAGGAAGUGUUGAAUUUGGGCAAAAUGAGGAAUUUGAAGACUUUGAGUUUGAACGAUUGCGUUAUAAGCGAUAUUAAUUUUGGCAACGACAUUAGUGGCGAAGUGGACGCGUUUGAGAAUCUGGAAGUGUUGUUUUUGAAUAGGAAUCGGAUUGAUAAUUGGCGUUCUAUCAGCGAGCUGAACAAGUUGAAAUCACUAAAGAAACUCUAUUUUCUACGGAAUCCAAUCUUGGACACGGACAGUUACGAUAAUUGUUCCCAACUGAUAAUCGCUAAAAUUGGAACACUACAGGAACUAAAUGGCACAGUAAUAACACGCGAGGAACGCCGCGGGGCGGAGUAUGACUAUAUGAAACAAUAUGGAGCUGAAUGGAAAAUGGCACAAAGCGAUAUUGCAAAGAAGAUUGCAUUCGAUUUGGAGCAUUGUCGGUUUGAUGAACUUAUACAGAAAUACGGCAUCCCAGAAGACAGUCUUCUUGUGAAACAGCCGAAAAUAACAACACUCACUUCGCAACUGUUAGAAAUUACGCUCAAAGACGAGACGGGGAAAUCGUUCAAAAAGAAAUUCCCAUCGACAAUGAUCGUUCAGAAACUAGUGAUUUUGGCGCAAAAAUUCUUCGGCAAAGGAAAAAAUGGAAUCCCGAAAUUAUAUCUCAUCGACGAACAAAUGAAAGGUGCAGAGAUAUGGCUGGACAAUUUGAUGAAGGAGCUCAGUUAUUUCUCUAUAAAAAACGGCGAUACAAUUGUGGUGAAAUUCAGAUAAUUUUGUUUUCGUACACGGCAACACUGGAACGGUUGGCGCGUUUUGCGUUUUCGAAUUGAGCUUUGUAAAUAAUGUUGUCUAAAUUAUUUAUAUUAAAUUGCAAUAUUAUUAUUCUGAAAUUAAAGUCCUAUAUGUAUUUUUA
Messenger RNA from Amyelois transitella, 1894 nucleotides. It is a transcript of the gene Tbce, whose product is annotated as tubulin-specific chaperone E. NCBI's taxonomy places the organism in Eukaryota, Metazoa, Arthropoda, Insecta, Lepidoptera, Pyralidae. Gene Ontology annotation, molecular function: protein binding. The coding region runs from base 106 to 1752 and encodes 548 amino acids. The transcript is spliced from 7 exons. The record is from RefSeq and is a predicted model, not a curated record.